Messenger RNA from Nelumbo nucifera (sacred lotus), 1244 nucleotides. Its product is annotated as polygalacturonase-like. Gene Ontology annotation, molecular function: polygalacturonase activity. Lineage: Eukaryota; Viridiplantae; Streptophyta; Magnoliopsida; Proteales; Nelumbonaceae. The record is from RefSeq and is a predicted model, not a curated record. Gene Ontology annotation, biological process: carbohydrate metabolic process.
UUGGGUCGACUUUCUGAUAAUCUCCUCCUCUCACAUAGUUCGACUCAUCCCCUUCCUCUCUCUCAAUCAAAAUGUCGAAACCCACCAUUGCUUUUCUUCUCUCACUUCUCUACGUAUUCAUCUACUCAACAUCGGAGGCUGCAACUUACAAUGUAGCCAGCUUUGGAGCCAAAGCCGAUGGCAAAACUGACUCAACUCCUGCAUUCCUCAAAGCAUGGGCUGGGGCUUGCGGUUCGGUCAGUUCCGCCAUGAUCUAUGUCCAACCGGGGAGAUACUUACUCAAUCAUGCAGUGUUCAGCGGCCAAUGCAAGAACAACGACAUCACAAUACGUUUGGACGGGACACUCGUAGCCCCCUCCGACUACCGUGUCCUUGGUAGCUCCGGUUACUGGCUUUCCUUCCGGGGCGUCAAUGGUGUUUCAAUCUACGGAGGGACCCUUGAUGGGCAAGGAUCUGCCCUGUGGGCUUGCAAGGCUGCCGGGAAGAGUUGCCCGAUCGGAGCUAGGUCUCUGACCUUUACAAACUCGAAGAACAUUAUGAUCAAUGGAUUAUCAUCGAUAAAUAGUCAGUUAUUCCACAUUGUUAUAGACGCUUGCCAGAAUGUCAUUGUGCGAGGCGUGAAGAUCUCAGCCUCAGGGAACAGUCCGAACACCGACGGAAUUCAUGUAGAAUCAUCAUCGACCGUCACGAUCCUGAGCUCUAACAUCAAGACCGGCGACGACUGCAUCUCCAUUGGCCCUGGUACUACCGACUUGUGGAUAGAAAACAUCGCAUGUGGACCAGGGCAUGGCAUCAGCAUUGGAAGCCUUGGCAAGGAGCUCAAAGAAGCAGGCGUCCAGAACGUGACAGUCAAAACUGUGACAUUGUCUGGUACUGAAAAUGGGCUGAGGAUUAAAACAUGGGCAAGGCCCAGUAAUGGAUUCGUAAGAGGGGUCCUUUUUGAAGACGCCAUUAUGAAGAAUGUGCAAAACCCCAUCAUAAUCGACCAAAAUUACUGCCCUCAUGGUGAAAAUUGCCCACAUCAGGUGUCAGGCAUAAAAAUCAGUGAGGUGACAUACAAGAACAUCCAAGGAACAUCAACAACACAAGUAGCUGUGAAAUUCAACUGCAGCCCAAAGAACCCAUGUACAGGGAUCACGAUGGAAGAUGUAAGGCUCACCUAUGUAAAUCAAGCUGCCAAAUCAUCUUGUAACAAUGCAGGAGGAAAAGCUUCUGGUGUCGUUGAACCAACAAGCUGUCUAUAG